Molecule: messenger RNA, 2249 nt
Organism: Bemisia tabaci
Lineage: Eukaryota; Metazoa; Arthropoda; Insecta; Hemiptera; Aleyrodidae
Source: RefSeq, a predicted model, not a curated record
UGAAUAUCUUUGCAUUCUAGUGCUAACUUAGUUCACUCAAAUUUACUACGGCCAAUCCUUUUGAACAAAUCUAUCGUCUUAACUGAUCCUAAUCUUCAAGACAGUCUUGCAGACUGAUUGUUGAAAUUCUGCGCUUGGGGACUGUACAAGACAAGAUGAAGGAGAAAUCCUUUUUUCAGUCCUGAUUAUUCUACUGUAUCGCAUCCUUUCUACAGCUAAGUUUGUGUUCCAAAGAGAUUCUUGUUCAACUCCUGAAGAUUCAAUCUAGGUAAAAAAUGCUGGCAUUCUCUGCUGAAGCUGCAGCAGCACAAGUCAAGGAGAGACUGAGAACUCUCUAUGAUUUGGUUCAUGAUAUAGAGAAAGACAGGCUGAAGCGUGAAAAUGUAUUAUCAGACAUCAGUAAAACUCACGAUAAAGUAACACAAGAGGGAAAACUAACAACUUACUUUCAGCAAAAAUUAAAGGGCUUGUACAAAACUGCGUUGGCUGAUGGAGACCAGGAGGAGGCUAUGAUUCGUAAGGCGCUGGACAAGAUUUAUGAAAUAAGAUCCAUCGACAAUGAACACAGACUUCAGGCAAGGAAAGCAGGUUGCAAAAAAACUGUGCGACAAGGUGCAAGUAUAAAAAUGCUCCAGAGCUCAGGUCAAACAUUACCUUUGUGGGUUGGCAAACCCAAUGAAAAGCCCCCACCUCUUUGUGGGGCCAUCCCUGCGGACCCUUCACAUGUGGCUAAGCCAGGAGACAUGGUGGCUGCCCUCGUGAAAGGUGAGGAGGGAGAGAAUUGGAUUGUUGGUGAAGUCGUCAUGUUCAAUCACCUGACUAAGAAGUAUGAAAUCGAAGACUUUUACGUUGAGACUGACAAAGUGCAAAAAGAAAGGUAUACGCUCAGUAAGCGUCGUGUUAUACCCUUGCCUCUAAUGCGUGCAAAUCCAGAAACAGAUCCUGAAGCUUUGUUUCCGAAGAAAUCUGUCGUCAUGGCACUUUAUCCGCAAACAACUGCUUUCUACAAAGCUAUCAUCAACCAGAUACCAUCAACUCCACAUGAACCGUACGAAGUGUUAUUUGAAGACUCCUCAUAUCCGGGUGGAUAUGCUGCUCCACUGAAUGUUUGUCAGCGAUAUGUUAUUGCUUACGAAGAAAACAAAAAAGGCAGUAAAAACAUGUGACAUGAAUCAGCAGAGGGACUCAUACCAGAAUUUUUCUUUGAAUUCGAUCCUGUUACUAUGUGACUGAAGUCUCCCUAUCUUUCACGAAUUACUUUAAAAAUCAAGGUAAACUCUGAGUUCAUCAUUAUUUCAUCCAAAUAUUUAAUUUUUGAAUCUACUCGUCCUCUUUUUUUUUAUCAGCACAAAACAUGCUUUCUUUUACGUAGAAAAAGCAAAAAAUAAAUUGUUGACCAAGACCAAGAUUGAACGGACUACUACUAGGCUCAACAAUAGCACUUUGUGUGUUCAAUAAUGGGUCGGUUAGUUCAUCGAGCUAUGCCAUUGAAAUCAAAAACAUUUUUAAGUCUCCAUAAAUUGUGUUAUCAGAUCAGUGUAAAUUUCAUCUUUUCUGCAGACCUCUUCAACACCUGUCCCUUCACAAUAACCAGAAUGAUUUCGUUUUAUUAUUUGAAUACCUCAGGCCUUGUCUUCCGGGACGUUUCAUGGGAUUUGUCCCAGGGCAAAAUCUCACUCCUGAAGUUGAGAAAAAUAUUUAGUUAGUCAAUACCUACUAAUCACAGUACCAAUUAAGAGUCCUUGUUGAGUACUAGGAACGAUUUAAAAAGAAGAAGAAUACAUUUUUUUGUGUUGUUUAACAGAAAAAAAGCCCAGAAUUUUCAUUCCUGCAACUCGAACUUGGGAAAAAUCCUGGGGAGGCUAGGCGUUUUUGUGUUCUACUGCAACAAUUUUUGAUCCCAUGGGCAAAGCAUAUUCAUUACAGAGUUAAUAGUCUCACAGUGUAUUUGGUUUCUUGUGCAGUUCUGUCUAGUAUUAUGACCUCUAAGUUUAUACUUUUACGAAAAAAGAUUAGUAGAAGUCUUUUUUGUAAUUCAGUUCAUAAAGAAAUUUUAAUUUGGAGAAUGAUUUAAGAGUGAUCUGUCUUCUCACAUCUCAGCACAAAGUUUGUUCACUUGUAUCUCAUGUUUUAGCAAUAAAAACACCAUUAGUUGUUCUCACGACCUCUUGUAUAGUUAUGUAGUUACCCACAAUAUUGUUAUUUGAUAAAAUGUUCUGCAAGUAAAUACUUUUUUUUAAGAAAUUAAA